AUGAGUGACGCAUACGUGCGCGAGCAACAAAACAAUGCGCUCUUAGAUGCUCUGGCGCAAAAGACACGGGCGUUGAAAUCAGUCACAAUCGAUAUAUACGACAAUGCCAAGGAUCAUAAUACAAUCGAGAACACUAGCGAAGUCUUCUCGUCCCUGUCGACAAAUAUCAGAGGAAGUGCCGGUCGCUUAACGCGCAUGGCGAAACAAGGGGAUCGAAUUGCCAUAACGAAGGUAGCGGGGAUUGUUGUCGUCAUCGGAUACCUAGGGCUGGGCGCCGAGAGCCCCAUGUCGCAUAAGUCGUUCUUCGGUAACGAGCUUAAUUUUACUGCCUAUGUGCACGGUUUGGCGUUAAGUGUCUCAUCCGGUGUUAAUGGUGUGUUUGGAAGCCAUGUAUAUAAAUAG
Molecule: messenger RNA, 402 nt
Organism: Paracoccidioides lutzii Pb01
Exons: 4
Coding region: 1-402 (133 amino acids)
Biological process (GO): intra-Golgi vesicle-mediated transport
Source: RefSeq, a predicted model, not a curated record